This is a messenger RNA of Metopolophium dirhodum (rose-grain aphid), 1273 nucleotides long. RefSeq lists its product as uncharacterized. The transcript has a single exon. The coding region runs from base 49 to 765 and encodes 238 amino acids. The record is from RefSeq and is a predicted model, not a curated record. NCBI's taxonomy places the organism in Eukaryota, Metazoa, Arthropoda, Insecta, Hemiptera, Aphididae.
ACGUACUUUUCGUUUAAUAUAAUAUUAACUUAACCGUAUCAGAUCAAUAUGUCAAAUAUUGCAGCACUGGAGACUUCGCCCAAAUUCAAGAUCCAGUCCGUGGCCGAUAUAACGCUCGAGGUUUUCGACGUGCUCCAGGCAAAUCGAGCAAAAUCGUUGGAAUCUAGAGAUAUUAAGGGUUCACAGGCGCACAGGCGAUAUAAAUCGACACCUAAUGUGGCUGUGCAGAAGAACAUAGCAGAUGAAGCACCAGAGAUCGGGUGGCCGUCUACGCCUGAAAUUAUGCGACGAUAUAAAUCGAUGCCUAAUAUGGCUGUGCGAUCUAACUCCGCAAGCGAUGUACCCGAUAUCAAGUUACCUUCCGUCGCAUCCGUGGUGGAGUUGCAAGUUUCGACAGAUUCGCCGUCCACUGAGUUGUCAGGAACGACACCUGCCACUGCAGAAGGUAGCGAGAUCGAGGCGCCGUCAAACAUCUCGUCAUCUUUGCCACAUGAUCGGCCGGUUGAAGCCGAAGUGCUGCAAUCAAGUCCGAUGCACAACAUGGCAGCUCUGCAGUUUGACGGUGCCGAGUCUAAAAGCUGUUCGACGAAACCAUCAGUCCACCAGGCAAAUAGUAUCCAGGAUAUGGUGGUAACCCGCGGCGGCCGCAUUAACGCAGUCACGAACUCGACGGUAACCGCGGUAAUUCCCAAACGCCGCUCUCUGUGGAGCCGGACGAAGAGAUUCGUCCGGCGAAUGGUUUGUUGCGGCGCUAUAUCAGCAUAGACCGCAAUGUAUAGUGUAUUUAUGCAUGUUCAUCCCGAGUUUUCUCCACACUUUUGUAUCCGGUCGUUGUGUAUGCCAGUCAAAAUCCGUUUACUUACGUCAUUGUACGCGUUCAUUCAGAGUUCGCUUCCGACGUUUGAACGUUUCCCCAAGUCAAACGCGCUGUACUGACUUUGGUUACCGUCAAAAUCGCUGUGGAAAUGUACGGUCAAUACUGCUGCCCUCCGCUCCUAUAUGUUUAAGUAAAUAAAUUAUACCGAUCAAUUAUUAUAAAUGAUUACUAUACUGCCGUAUAUUUUGUAUAAUCGGAUAACCUAUAUUAUAUGUAAGUUUACACGAAUAAACGUUUUUGUUUUGUUAUUUAUUUGGUAUUUAUUUGAUAUUAUUAUUAACGCUGGUGUAAAAAUUAACUUAUAAGGCUUGUGGAUAAUAUGUUUUCUAUAUUGUACAGGUAAACUUUCGGUUUUUCUUUACUCGUGUAUAAAUCUCACGAGGAACCUUGUAUUGA